UAAAAAGUCCAGCAUCUAAAGCUGAAACGUACCAACUUCCAAAACUCUAAUCUUAGAUGCUCUUGUGGGAAAAUAGUGGGGCUAUGGGUUUCCAUUCGAUGCUUGUGCUAGUCACCUGGGUUGGUGUGAUGUUAACAGCAAUAAUGGCAGCCGCAACAAUAGCAUAUCCAUUAGCCUUGACUAACUGCUCCGACAGCUGUGGGGAUGUAAAAAUUCCAUAUCCCUUUGGCACAACUGAAGGUUGUUACCGGAAUGAAAGUAGAAAUUUUCAUAUCAACUGUAACAAAUCGAACGGCCAACCUCAACCAAUGAUCGGAAACCUCGACAUUACAAACAUUUCCAUCGAAGGAGAGAUGGACAUCAUGAUGUAUAACUCCAUUAACUGUUACGACAAGUGGGGUAUGCCUCUGUCAAAUAACACGGAACCACUGCUCCAGGUCCCCAGUUUCACGGUUUCUGUCACCAAAAACAAGUUCGUGGCAGUUGGCUGUGACACUUACGCAUUCCUUAAUGGUAUUCUCAAAGAUGAACCGUUUACCACCGGCUGCCUGUCCAAAUGCAACAACACACACAAUAUUGUAAAUGGGAGUUGCUCUGGGAUUGGGUGUUGCCAGACAGAUAUUCCUGAAGGUUUGAAAGAAAUUGAUUUUGCAGCAUAUAGCUUUAAAAACCACAGUGAUGUCUGGUCUAUCAAUCCAUGCAGCUUUGCCUUUAUUAUCAAGAAAGACAAGUUCAGUUUCUCCUCAGCUUAUCUAACCAGUCUACAAAAAAAUGAAUCCUUUCCAAUGGUUCUUGAUUGGGCAAUUGGUAACGAGACGUGUGAAGUUGCUCGGAACAAAGGGAAUUACACAUGUGGAGCAAAUAGCAAUUGUAUAGAUCUCAAAAAUGGUCCUGCUUCAGGGUACCGUUGCAAGUGCAAGGAAGGUUACGAUGGGAACCCAUACCUCAAAGAUGGUUGCCAAGACAUUGACGAAUGCAACGAGAGAAAAAUAUGCCAGGGAAAUCAAACUUGUUUUAAUGAAGUCGGGAGUUAUCAUUGUUCGUGCAUCGAUGGAUACCAUAAGGCUGGAGGGGAAUGUGUUCCUAAUUCACCAGCUAUUUCGCCAUCCAGUCAACCAACUAGUCAAUCCUCACUAACAAUUUACCUCGCGGUUGGUAUCAGCAUAAUAAGCCUCUUAGUACUGCUUCUAGGAUGUUCUUGGAUAUAUUGGGGAUUGAAAAAAAGAAAGAUCAUCAAACUCAAAGAAAAAUUCUUCCAACAAAAUGGUGGCUUAUUGUUAAAACAGAAACUCUCUAAUCACCAAAUGUCUAUCGAGACAACCAAAAUCUUUACUACAGAAGAGCUCAAAAAGGCCACCAACAACUAUGACGAGAGUAGAGUCCUUGGCCAAGGAGGCUAUGGAACUGUGUAUAGAGGAGUAUUAUCAGAUAACACAGUAGUUGCCAUUAAGAAGUCCAAAAUUGGUGAUCAAAGCCAAAUCGAGCAAUUCAUAAAUGAAAUGAUUGUUCUUACCCAAAUUAACCAUAGGAAUGUGGUUAAGCUAUUUGGUUGUUGUCUAGAAACAGAAGUUCCCUUACUAGUUUAUGAAUUCAUCACAAAUGGGACUCUUUUCAAUCAUGUUCAUGAUAAAAGUCUAUCAUCCUUACUUUCAUGGGAGAAACGCCUGAAAAUUGCAACAGAAAUUGCAGAAGCACUUGCAUACUUGCAUUCGUCAACUUCUAUGUCAAUUAUACACAGAGAUGUGAAAACUGCGAAUAUACUAUUGGAUGACGAUUAUAUAGCAAAAGUGGCUGACUUUGGAGCUUCAAGGCUAGUUCCUUUUGAUCAAACACAAUUGAACACUUUGGUGCAAGGAACUUUGGGGUACUUAGACCCAGAAUACAUGCAAACUAGCCAACUAACAGAAAAAAGUGAUGUAUAUAGCUUUGGUGUUGUUAUGGCAGAGUUGUUAACAGGUAAGAAGGCACUUUCUUUUGAUAGGCCAGAAAUUGAUAGAAAUCUAGCAAUAUCUUUUGUUUUUGCUAUAAAAGAGGAUUGCCUACUUCAAAUUAUUGAAGAUCACAUUGUUAGUGAGGGUAAUAUUGAGCAGCUAAAGGAAAUUGCUAAUCUUUCAAAAAGGUGCCUAAGUUUGAGAGGGGAGGAUAGGCCUUUCAUGAAAGAAGUGGCAAAGGAGUUGGAGAGAUUGAGAACUAUGGAAAAAACUCCAUUGGGAAACAUUGAUGUCGAUGGAAAAAAGACUGAGUACUUGCUUAGUGCAACUAGUUACUCUUUCAACAUUGAUGUUGGCAUCGGUUGUUCUACUAGUACAACUGCUUAGUGUGAUAGCAUCAGAGAGCAAGUAUUGAAAUCUGUGGAAGAUGGGAGAUAAUUACUUAGUCCUCUGUAAUAAAUUUGUAUCAAUUGAUAGUUGAAUUUGAUAUGGUAUUAUAAUGAGCUACCUAAUUUUGAAGUAUGUAUUCAACUCACAAAGUUGGGAGUUUUAAAGUUGUUUGGAAGUGUAGUGAUUGUGUUUAUUUUGUAAGGUGUUUUGACUAUUGGAAGUGUAGUAAUCAUGGUAGUAGUUUUUUGUUAAGGACUGUUAUGUAUGUAUUAAUGGCAAAUAUGUAGGUUUCCUAAUUAA
Molecule: messenger RNA, 2621 nt
Organism: Quercus robur (English oak)
Lineage: Eukaryota; Viridiplantae; Streptophyta; Magnoliopsida; Fagales; Fagaceae
Product: wall-associated receptor kinase 2-like
Exons: 4
Coding region: 57-2318 (753 amino acids)
Biological process (GO): cell surface receptor signaling pathway; protein phosphorylation
Cellular component (GO): plasma membrane
Molecular function (GO): calcium ion binding; polysaccharide binding; ATP binding
Source: RefSeq, a predicted model, not a curated record